Messenger RNA from Diuraphis noxia (Russian wheat aphid), 1505 nucleotides. Its product is annotated as putative fatty acyl-CoA reductase CG5065. NCBI's taxonomy places the organism in Eukaryota, Metazoa, Arthropoda, Insecta, Hemiptera, Aphididae. The record is from RefSeq and is a predicted model, not a curated record. Gene Ontology annotation, biological process: long-chain fatty-acyl-CoA metabolic process. Gene Ontology annotation, cellular component: peroxisome. Gene Ontology annotation, molecular function: alcohol-forming very long-chain fatty acyl-CoA reductase (NADP+) activity.
GUGUUUGAUCGCAUUCGAUCCACAGACGAUGCGGAAAAAGCGUUCGAGAAAGUGGUGUGCAUCAAUGGCGACGUAUCCGACCCCGGCCUGGGCUUGAGUACUGAGGAUAGGCAAAGGCUGUGCUCGGACGUGACAAUCGUCUUUCACUCGGCGGCCACCGUCAAGUUCAACGAAACCCUCCGCACCGCUGUCACACUCAACACGUUAGGCACGCAACGAGUCGUCGACCUGUGCCGGUCGAUGCCAAAGUUAAAGGCUAUGAUUCACGUAUCGACAGCGUACUCGAAUGCAGACAAGAUGACGAUUCAAGAGUCAGUGUACAAGCCACCUGCCGACCCCGGGUUCGUGAUCAACUGCUGCCAGAAGAUGUCCGAGGAUGACCUGCGGGAGAUGGGUCGGCGGAUGCAGGGUAACCACCCGAACACGUAUACCAUGACCAAAGCCAUGGCCGAGUGGGUGGUCGCCGAACAAGCGGACGACAUACCAGCUGCAAUCGUCAGGCCCAGCAUAGUGACUGCUGCUUGGAGAGAGCCGUUCGAAGGGUGGGUAGACAACAUGAGUGGCAUUACGGGCAUCAUGAUGGAGAUAGGACGGGGCACAAUCAGGAGUAUCGUGUGUGAUCAGAAACUACGUGUGGACAUCAUACCUGUUGACAUUCUAGUGAACACGCUAAUAACGUCUGCCUGGCACACGGCCACAUACAGGCAAAACGCCGUCCGCGUGUACAACUGCACGUCCGGAGCGUUGAACCCGCUCCGCUGGGAGGAGCUGGGCAAUCUGUGUCAGUACCACUCGCUGACCGCGCCGUCCAAGUACUUGCAGUGGUAUCCGGGCUUUUCGUUCCGUACCAACCGCAUGGUGCACAGGCUGUGCGAGAUCCUGUUCCACUUCGUUCCCGCAUUCGUGCUGGACAUCGUGUUGCGGCUCACCGGCUCCAAGCCCAUGAUGUUGAAAAUUUAUAGACGUUUCAAAAUGGCAGCAAGGACUGGAGAAUUUUUUGCACUUCAUCAGUGGGAUUUUAUCAGCAAGAACAUCCAGGAGCUSAACAAAGACAUCUCGUUUGUUGAUCGACGUACAUUUCCCGUUGACAUCACACAAGUGGUGUGGGACACAUAUGUCAAGGACUAUGUGUUUGGCAUACGGAACUAUGUACUCAAGGAUCCACCAUCGACCAUCCCUCAAGCGUUAAGCAAACUCCAAAGAUUUUAUUGGAUGCAUAGGAUGGCACAGUGCGUGUUUAUUGGGAUGGUAAUACAUGUCCUCAAAUCAAAGUGAUCAGAAACAAGAUUUUAUUUUUUGUAUAAUAUUAACUACAGAUAUUAUAAUUAUAUAUUAUAUUAUGUUACAUAAAUAGUAUUAAGUAAUUGAACAUUUAAAUUUUUUAGAGUUACAUAACAAUUGAUGGAAUAUUUCAUUACUUUGUGGUAUGCAUAGUAUAAUUUUUAGUAAUAAAAUUAAUUUUAUCGGUUAUAUUAUUACAAUAUGUAAAAUAAGUUUUAUAUACA